GUUCUCCCUCCCACCCCGCGCGCGCACACACCCCCCCUUUUUUCCUGUGAGCCUGGGGAACUUGCAGCUCAAAGCCAGCCACCCCCACGGCAACAUGUACCCCAGCAACAGGAAGAAAAAGGUGUGGAAAGAGGAGAAAGAACGUUUACUGAAGAUGACCUUGGAAGAGAGACGCAAAGAAUACGUGAGGGAUUAUGUUCCUUUGAAAGACAUUCCAUCAUGGAAGGAAGAAAUGAAGAGCAAAAGCCAGAAUGACGAUGAAAGUGCUCAGGAAGUUUCACAAGUGAAGAAAAGUUUGAGUGAAAAAGUUUCACUCUAUAGAGGUGACAUCACACUGCUUGAGAUUGAUGCCAUUGUCAAUGCAGCAAAUGCCAGCCUUCUUGGAGGAGGAGGGGUGGAUGGCUGUAUUCAUAGAGCAGCUGGUCCCUGUCUGGUUGCUGAAUGCCGUAAUCUGAGUGGCUGUGAGACUGGUCAAGCUAAGAUCACGUGUGGGUAUGACCUGCCAGCAAAAUAUGUCAUCCACACUGUGGGACCCAUAGCCAGGGGUCACAUCAAUGAUUCCCAUAAAGAAGACCUUGCAAAUUGCUAUAAAUCUUCUCUGAAGUUGGCAAAAGAGAAUAACAUCAGGUCAAUCGCAUUUCCGUGUAUUUCCACAGGAAUUUAUGGAUUUCCAAAUGAGCCAGCUGCAAUCAUUGCCCUAACCACCAUCAAGGAAUGGCUGAACAGAAAUCAUCAUGAGAUGGACCGGAUCAUUUGUGUCUUCUUGGAAGUUGACUUCAAAAUGUUCAAGAAGAAAAUGAGUGAAUAUUUCCCUAUAGAGGGAUUAGAAGCAAAGGGCCUCUCUCCUCCUCCCAAGAAGAGCAAAGCAAAGAAGUCAGAAAGUGUGAAAGAGUCUAAUGAGGAUGAGGCACAGCCUGCCACCGCACCCAGCCCUUCAUCAGAAGAAGCUGUUGAAGCCAACAAGGAUAAAGAUUCUACCACAGAUGCCAGUGUUAUACAAGAGGAUGACAUCGCCCAGGGCUCAGUGCGUGAACAAGAUCCUGCUGAAGGACCUGAUGAUGACUCAAUGAAGAAUGAAAUGAAAAUGGAGAUCGAAUCCCAGAGCUCAUACAUGGAAACAGAAGAACCUUUCUCAAACCAGGAAGGUGCCCCAAUUGUUCCGAAACCUGAAGUUACUACAGCCGCUGAUGACAAAGGAGAAAAAGAAAAUGAAAAAGAAGGAACAGUGGGAGAAGGGAAGUCAUCUGCAGAGCAAGAGGGUGCUGGAGAUGCCUGCCCUGUGGAAAAUGCUGCAUAUGCCGACGUUGAAAUGAGUAGUCAGGAUGAAAGUGACCCAACAGAGAGUCAACAAGAUGAUGAUCUCUAAUAGAUGAACAAGAUGAGGCAAAAGAAUGAAAUGACAUGGUGGCCCUUGGCAAUGUAUGGCAUCUGAUGGCAUCGGUGAAGUGGAGGCU
Trichosurus vulpecula (common brushtail) is the source of this 1454-nucleotide messenger RNA. It is a transcript of the gene MACROD2, whose product is annotated as mono-ADP ribosylhydrolase 2. Gene Ontology annotation, biological process: purine nucleoside metabolic process; peptidyl-glutamate ADP-deribosylation; DNA damage response. Lineage: Eukaryota; Metazoa; Chordata; Mammalia; Diprotodontia; Phalangeridae. Gene Ontology annotation, cellular component: nucleoplasm. The record is from RefSeq and is a predicted model, not a curated record. Gene Ontology annotation, molecular function: ADP-ribosylglutamate-[protein] hydrolase activity.